AUGUUCUUGUUUGCUUCACGUAGACCCAUCGCUCUUCGCUCUUACACCAUCAAGCAUUCUUCUUCUUGUUCGACUUUGCUUUCUCAGGUUAAGCAUCGUGAGAACAACAUCACGAUUCAACACCUUCACUCUCUUCUGCGCAAAAAUGAAUCGAACCCGAGAAUCAUCCACCAGCUCCACUCUCACUUCACCACUACUGGGCUUCUUCUCCUUCAUCCGAAGCAAAACUCUGAUACACUUUUCCUAUUCAAUCCUCUGCUUCGAUGCUAUUCUCUGAGCGAAUCUCCGCUUCAUGCUUACUUCCUCUACGACCAACUCCAGCAGCUCCAUUUCCUCUCUGAUCACCAACAGACCCAGAGACUCCCUCCUUUUGGUAGCUUCACUUAUCUCUUUCUCCUGAAAGCGACUUCGAAUCCGCGAUUCCCGUAUCUACUCUUAGGAAUCGGAAUCCAUGGCUUGACGGUAAAACUGGGUUUUGGAAUUCAAGUCCACGUGCAGACAGCUUUGAUUGGUCUUUAUCUUGCCGCUGGAAACACGAUUGAUGAUGCUUAUAAAGUGUUCGAUGAAAUGCCUGAGAGAAGUCCUGUAACUUGGAAUGUGAUGAUCACCGGCCUGACUAAUCUCGGAGAGUUCGAAAAAGCUCUGAGCUUUCUCGAGAAGAUGCCGAAUCGAACGGUGGUGUCUUGGACCACUCUCAUUGACGGGUACGCACGAGUAAACAAACCAAAGGAAGCUAUACUCUUGUUCUCGAGAAUGGUUGCUUGUGACGCAAUCAAGCCCAACGAGAUCACCAUUCUCGCGAUUCUUCCAGCUGUUUGGAGCUUCGGAGAUCAAAGAAUGUGCGACUCGGUUCAUGGUUACGUUGCGAAGAGAGGGUUUGUGAAAUCUGACAUCCGUGUGACAAACUCUCUCAUCGACGCUUACGCGAAAUGUGGGUGUAUCCAAAGCGCGUUGAGGUUUUUCCUGGAGAUUCCAAACGGAAGAAAGAAUCUCGUGUCAUGGACGACGAUGAUCUCGGCGUUUGCAAUGCACGGGAUGGGGAGAGAAGCGGUUAGUGUGUUCAAAGACAUGGAGAGAUUCGGGUUGAAGCCGAACAGAGUGACGAUGAUCAGUGUUUUGAACGCUUGUAGCCAUGGAGGCUUAGCAGAGGAAGAGUUUCUUGAGUUUUUUGACAAGAUGGUGAGCAAGUACAAGAUCACACCGGAUGUGAAGCACUAUGGAUGUUUAGUAGAUAUGCUGAGAAGGAAAGGAAGAUUAGCUGAAGCAGAGAAGAUUGCUUUGGAGAUUCCGAUUGACCAAAAGGCUGUGGUUUGGAGAAUGCUGCUUGGAGCUUGUCGCGAUUAUGAUGAUCCUGAGAUGGCUGAGAGGGUUGGUGGGAAGCUAAUGGAGUUGGAGAAAGGCCAUGGAGGAGAUUAUGUGCUUAUUUCUAACGUUUUUUGUGGUAGUGGGAGAUUUACAGAUGCUCAGAGAUUUCGAAAAUUGAUGGAUGUUAGAGGUGUAGCUAAACUUCCAGGACAUUCACAAUUAACAUAG
Molecule: messenger RNA, 1533 nt
Organism: Microthlaspi erraticum
Lineage: Eukaryota; Viridiplantae; Streptophyta; Magnoliopsida; Brassicales; Brassicaceae
Source: the annotation of a GenBank genome assembly